Messenger RNA from Schizosaccharomyces osmophilus, 1371 nucleotides. It is a transcript of the gene nda2, whose product is annotated as tubulin alpha 1. The coding region runs from base 1 to 1371 and encodes 456 amino acids. Gene Ontology annotation, cellular component: cytoplasm; nucleus; microtubule. Lineage: Eukaryota; Fungi; Ascomycota; Schizosaccharomycetes; Schizosaccharomycetales; Schizosaccharomycetaceae. The record is from RefSeq and is a predicted model, not a curated record. The transcript is spliced from 2 exons. Gene Ontology annotation, biological process: mitotic cell cycle; nuclear migration by microtubule mediated pushing forces; nuclear division. Gene Ontology annotation, molecular function: GTP binding; structural constituent of cytoskeleton.
AUGAGAGAAGUAAUUUCCGUUCACGUUGGUCAGGCUGGUGUGCAAAUCGGUAAUGCAUGCUGGGAGCUCUAUUGUUUGGAACAUGGCAUUGGACCUGAUGGUUAUCCUUUGGAUAAGACAAAUCAAACACCCCACGGUACAAGCUACCGCGACGAUGGCUUCGCUACGUUUUUUUCAGAAACAGGACAAGGCAAGUAUGUUCCUAGAAGCAUUUAUGUAGAUUUGGAACCCAAUGUUAUCGAUCAAGUGCGCACUGGUCCCUACCGCGAUCUCUUUCACCCAGAACAAAUGGUUUCUGGUAAGGAGGAUGCCUCAAACAACUAUGCUCGUGGUCACUACACGGUUGGAAAAGAAAUGAUUGAAGAUACCCUCGAGAGAAUUCGUCGUAUGGCCGAUAAUUGUUCUGGCUUGCAAGGUUUCCUUGUCUUCCACUCAUUUGGCGGUGGUACUGGUUCUGGUCUUGGUGCUUUACUUUUAGAACGUCUCAACAUGGAAUUCAGUAAAAAGUCCAAUCUUCAAUUUUCCGUCUAUCCUGCACCUCAAGUCAGUACUUCUGUAGUGGAGCCCUAUAACUCUGUUCUUACGACUCACGCUACUUUGGAUAAUUCGGAUUGUACCUUUAUGGUCGACAAUGAAGCCUGCUAUGACAUUUGCCGUCGUAACCUCGAUAUUGAACGUCCUACCUAUGAAAACUUGAACCGCCUAAUCGCUCAAGUGGUUUCGUCCAUCACUGCUUCCUUGCGUUUCGCAGGAAGUCUAAACGUAGAUCUUAACGAAUUUCAAACCAACCUUGUUCCUUACCCAAGAAUUCACUUUCCUCUUGUUACUUAUUCCCCCAUUAUUAGUAAAUCGAAAGCUUUCCAUGAAGCCAACAGUGUUUCAGAGAUUACCAAUCAGUGCUUUGAGCCUUAUAAUCAAAUGGUUAAAUGUGACCCUCGUUCUGGUAGAUACAUGGCUACUUGCUUGCUUUACCGUGGCGAUGUCAUUCCUCGUGAUGUUCAGUCCGCCGUUACCACUAUUAAGGCCAAGCGUACCAUUCAAUUUGUCGAUUGGUGCCCUACUGGUUUCAAGAUUGGUAUUUGCAGCCAACCUCCUCAACAUAUACCCGAUAGUGGUAUUGCUAAAGUGGAUCGUGCAGUUUGUAUGCUUUCGAACACUACUUCCAUUGCUGAAGCAUGGUCUCGUUUGGAUCACAAAUUCGAUCUUAUGUAUAGCAAGCGUGCUUUCGUUCACUGGUAUGUCGGUGAAGGUAUGGAAGAAGGCGAGUUUUCUGAAGCAAGAGAAGAUUUGGCUGCCUUGGAAAGAGAUUAUCAAGAAGUUGGUCAGGAUUCUGCUGAUAAUGAAAUGUACGAAGCUGAAGACGAAUAUUAA